Molecule: messenger RNA, 843 nt
Organism: Prunus armeniaca (apricot)
Lineage: Eukaryota; Viridiplantae; Streptophyta; Magnoliopsida; Rosales; Rosaceae
Source: the annotation of a GenBank genome assembly
AUGUCGGGUUCUUACGCUCAGAAUUUCUCACCGGCAAGAGCGCUCUCUCCGCACCUAAGAACCCCGCCCGAUGUGGAUAGCCAGUACUUGACUGAGCUGUUGGCAGAGCACCAAAAGCUUGGACCUUUCGCGCAGGUCGUCCCCAUAUGUGGCCGACUCUUGAAUCAAGAGAUAAUACGGGUUUCUGGAAUGAUGCCCAACCAAGGGUUUAGUGACUUUGACAGAAUGCAACGUGGAAGCCCUAGCCCCAUUGGUUCAGACAUAAUGCCAAACUAUAGAGGGUCAGGCCUGGGUGGCUGGAACGGCCGACCUCAUGAUAGAUUAGGUGGUCCACAAGGGAUGAAUAUGGAGUGGCAAGUCGCACCAUCAAGCCCAAGUUCCUACAUUGUGAAGAGGAUAUUGCGCUUGGAUAUUCCAGUAGAUAGCUUUCCAAAUUUCAAUUUUGUGGGCCGGCUUCUGGGUCCUAGAGGCAAUUCACUAAAGAGGGUGGAAGCUUCUACAGGUUGUCGUGUAUACAUAAGAGGAAAAUGUUCAAUAAGAGAUAUUGACAAGGAGGAAUCUUUGAGAGGAAGACCAGGUUAUGAACAUCUGAAUGAUCCGCUGCACAUUAUAAUUGAGGCUGAAUUGCCUGCUAAUAUUGUUGAUAUGCGGUUGAGACAGGCAAAACAAAUCAUAGAAGAACUUCUCAAACCCAUGGACGAGUCACAAGACCACUACAAGAGGGAACAGUUGAGAGAACUAGCUAUGCUAAAAUCCAAUCUAAGAGAAGAGAGUCCUCAACCAUAUGGUAGUGUAUCUCCAUUCACUUCAAGUGGGAUGAAGCGUGCCAAAACUGGUCUGUAA